AUGGGUAGAGCAAGUUAUGGAUACUACCGAGGGACUAUAUUUUUGGCCAUGUUUGUUGGCUACACACUCUACUACUUUAACAGAAAGACAUUUUCUUUUGUGAUGCCUUCACUGAUGCAGGAAAUUGAGUUGGACAAGGAUGACUUGGGCAUGAUAACAAGCAGUCAGUCUUUGGCCUACGCUAUCAGUAAGUUCAUCAGUGGAGUGCUGUCAGAUCAGAUCAGUGCCCGCUGGCUCUUCUCUAUUGGCUUGUUCGCGGUGGGAGGCAUUAAUGUGAUCUUCUCAUGGUCGUCCACUGUGGCCGUCUUCUCUGCCCUGUGGUUCCUCAACGGCUUGGGUCAGGGCCUUGGCUGGCCUCCCUGUGGCAGGAUUCUGCGCAAGUGGUUUGAGCCCUCCCAGUUUGGAACAUGGUGGGCAAUCCUCUCAUGCAGCAUGAAUCUGGCUGGCAGCUUGGGCCCUAUUAUCGCCACAGUGCUGGCCCAGAGUUACAGCUGGAGGACCAUCCUAUCUGUGUCUGGAUUGAUCUGUGUAGUGGUCUCUUUUGUUUGCCUGUUGGUUAUCAAGAAUGAACCCAAGGAUGUUGGGCUACCUAAUAUUGAAGUGGCAGCUAAAAAGAGCAAAGGAGUGUCUUCAAGUGAUAAGAGCACCCUAUCCGAAUUUCUGCUCUCUCCUUACCUGUGGCUCCUCUCUGUGUCGUACCUUGUGGUGUUUGGAGUGAAGACAGCAUGUACUGACUGGGGUCAGCUUUUUCUCAUUCAGGACAAGGGACAGUCUACACUGAUGGGUAGCUCAUACAUGAGUGCCCUGGAGUUUGGAGGUCUUCUAGGCAGCCUGGCAGCAGGCUAUCUCUCUGACAAAGCUGUGGCCAAACAAGGCAUGAAAAUCUAUGGCAAUCCUCGCCACUUUGUCCUGAUCCUCAUGAUGGCAGGAAUGUCCCUGUCCAUGUAUUUGUUUAGAGUCGCAGUCUCGCCAGACAGCCCAAAGGUGUGGAUACUCUGUCUAGGUGCAGCAUUCGGAUUCUCUUCCUAUGGACCAAUAGCCUUGUUUGGCGUUAUAGCCAAUGAGAGCGCUCCGUCCAACUACUGUGGGACGUCACAUGCAAUUGUGGCCCUAAUGGCUAACAUUGGUGGCUUCCUCUCCGGGCUUCCAUUUAGCACCAUCGCCAAACAUCAUGGCUGGGAAAUGGCCUUCUGGGUUGCAGAGAUUGUCUGUGGCAUCACUACUGUCAGCUUCUUCCUGCUGCGUAACAUCCGGACUAAGAUGGGCCAUGUGUCCAAGAAGUCAAACUGA
This is a messenger RNA of Nerophis lumbriciformis (worm pipefish), 1290 nucleotides long. The record is from RefSeq and is a predicted model, not a curated record. NCBI's taxonomy places the organism in Eukaryota, Metazoa, Chordata, Actinopteri, Syngnathiformes, Syngnathidae.